ACUCGGAACCUCCUCCUCGCCCAGGCGCGCUCGGCCCGAGCGGCGGCGGCGGCGGCGGCCGAGGAAAAAAGAUGGCGGCGGGCUCGGAUCUGCUGGACGAGGUCUUCUUCAACAGCGAGGUGGACGAGAAAGUGGUGAGCGACCUGGUGGGCUCGCUGGAGUCGCAGCUGGCGGCCAGCGCGGCCCACCACCACCACCUCGCGCCGCGCACGCCCGAGGUGCGGGCCGCGGCCGCCGGCGCGCUCGGGAACCAUGUUGUGAGCGGCAGCCCGGCCGGAGCCGCGGGCGCAGGGCCGGCCGCCCCCGCCGAGGGCGCGCCCGGAGCGGCGCCGGAGCCGCCCCCCGCAGGUAGAGCGCGGCCGGGGGGCGGGGGGCCGCGGCGCCCGGGCCCCCCCUCACCGCGCCGCCCCCUUGUCCCCGCAGGGCCCGCGCCGCCCGCCGCGAAGCUGAGGCCGCCGCCCGAGGGCAGCGCGGGGGCCUGCGCCCCGGUGCCCGCCGCCGCCGCCGUCGCCGCGGGGCCCGAGCCCGCCCCCGCCGGCCCCGCCAAGCCCGCCGGCCCCGCCGCGCUGGCCGCCCGCGCCGGCCCCGGCCCCGGCCCCGGGCCCGGCCCCGGCCCCGGCCCUGGCAAGCCCGCCGGCCCCGGCGCCGCGCAAACUUUGAAUGGGAGCGCCGCGCUGCUGAACUCGCACCACGCCGCCGCACCUGCUGUCAGCCUGGUCAACAACGGGCCCGCCGCGCUGCUGCCGCUGCCCAAGCCCGCCGCCCCCGGCACUGUCAUCCAGACGCCCCCUUUCGUGGGCGCCGCCGCGCCCCCCGCGCCCGCCGCGCCCUCGCCCCCCGCCGCCCCCGCGCCCGCCGCCCCCGCCGCCGCCCCGCCCCCGCCACCCCCCGCGCCCGCCACCCUGGCCCGGCCGCCCGGCCACCCCGCCGGACCCCCGACCGCCGCGCCCGCCGUGCCGCCCCCCGCCGCCGCCCAGAACGGGGGCAGCGCCGGGGCAGCCCCCGCCCCCGCCCCGGCCGCCGGGGGCCCCGCGGGGGUCAGCGGCCAGCCCGGGCCCGGCGCGGCGGCUGCGGCGCCGGCGCCGGGGGUCAAGGCCGAGUCGCCCAAGACGGUGGUGCAGGCGGCGCCCCCGGCGGCGCAGACCCUGGCGGCCAGCGGCCCGGCCAGCACGGCGGCCAGCAUGGUCAUCGGGCCAACUAUGCAAGGGGCGCUGCCCAGCCCGGCCGCCGUCCCGCCGCCCGCCCCCGGGACCCCCACCGGGCUGCCCAAAGGCGCGACCGGCGCAGUGACCCAGAGCCUGCCCCGGACGCCCACGGCCACCACCAGCGGGAUUCGGGCCACCCUGACGCCCACCGUGCUGGCCCCCCGCUUGCCGCAGCCGCCUCAGAACCCGACCAACAUCCAGAACUUCCAGCUGCCCCCAGGAAUGGUCCUCGUCCGAAGUGAGAAUGGGCAGUUGUUAAUGAUUCCUCAGCAGGCCUUGGCCCAGAUGCAGGCGCAGGCCCAUGCCCAGCCUCAGACCACCAUGGCGCCUCGCCCUGCCACCCCCACAAGUGCCCCUCCCGUCCAGAUCUCCACCGUACAGGCACCUGGAACACCUAUCAUUGCACGGCAGGUGACCCCAACUACCAUAAUUAAGCAAGUGUCUCAGGCCCAGACAACGGUGCAGCCCAGUGCAACCCUGCAGCGCUCGCCCGGCGUCCAGCCUCAGCUCGUUCUGGGUGGCGCUGCCCAGACGGCUUCACUUGGGACGGCGACAGCUGUUCAGACGGGGACUCCUCAGCGCACGGUACCAGGGGCGACCACCACUUCCUCAGCUGCCACGGAAACUAUGGAGAACGUGAAGAAAUGUAAAAAUUUCCUAUCUACGUUAAUAAAACUGGCUUCAUCUGGCAAGCAGUCUACAGAGACAGCAGCUAAUGUGAAAGAGCUCGUGCAGAAUUUACUGGAUGGAAAAAUAGAAGCAGAAGAUUUCACAAGCAGGUUAUACCGAGAACUUAAUUCUUCACCUCAACCUUACCUUGUGCCUUUCCUGAAGAGGAGCUUACCCGCCUUGAGACAGCUGACCCCCGACUCCGCGGCCUUCAUCCAGCAGAGCCAGCAGCAGCCGCCACCGCCCGCCUCGCAGGCCACCACUGCGCUCACGGCCGUGGUGCUGAGUAGCUCGGUCCAGCGCACGGCCGGGAAGACGGCGGCCACCGUGACCAGUGCCCUCCAGCCCCCUGUGCUCAGCCUCACGCAGCCCACGCAGGUCGGCGUCGGCAAGCAGGGGCAACCCACACCGCUGGUGAUCCAGCAGCCUCCGAAGCCAGGAGCCCUGAUCCGGCCCCCGCAGGUGACGUUGACGCAGACACCCAUGGUCGCCCUGCGGCAGCCUCACAACCGGAUCAUGCUCACCACGCCUCAGCAGAUCCAGCUGAACCCACUGCAGCCAGUCCCUGUGGUGAAACCCGCCGUGUUACCUGGAACCAAAGCCCUUUCCGCUGUCUCGGCACAAGCAGCUGCUGCACAGAAAAAUAAACUCAAGGAGCCUGGGGGAGGUUCGUUUCGGGAUGAUGAUGACAUUAAUGAUGUUGCAUCGAUGGCUGGAGUAAACUUGUCAGAAGAAAGUGCAAGAAUAUUAGCCACCAACUCUGAAUUGGUGGGCACGCUAACGCGGUCCUGUAAAGAUGAAACCUUCCUCCUCCAAGCGCCUUUGCAGAGAAGAAUAUUAGAAAUAGGUAAAAAACACGGUAUAACGGAAUUACAUCCAGAUGUAGUAAGUUAUGUAUCACAUGCCACGCAACAAAGGCUACAGAAUCUUGUAGAGAAAAUAUCAGAAACAGCUCAGCAGAAGAACUUUUCUUACAAGGAUGACGACAGAUAUGAGCAGGCGAGUGACGUCCGGGCACAGCUCAAGUUUUUUGAACAGCUUGAUCAAAUCGAAAAGCAGAGGAAGGAUGAGCAGGAGCGGGAGAUCCUGAUGAGGGCAGCAAAGUCUCGGUCAAGACAAGAAGAUCCAGAACAGUUAAGGCUGAAACAGAAGGCAAAGGAGAUGCAGCAACAGGAACUGGCACAAAUGAGACAGCGGGACGCCAACCUCACAGCACUAGCAGCGAUCGGGCCCAGGAAAAAGAGGAAAGUGGACUGUCCGGGGCCGGGCUCGGGAGCAGAGGGGUCGGGCCCCGGCUCAGUGGUCCCAGGCAGCUCGGGUGUCGGAACCCCCAGACAGUUCACGCGACAAAGAAUCACGCGGGUCAACCUCAGGGACCUCAUAUUUUGUUUAGAAAAUGAACGUGAGACAAGCCAUUCACUGCUGCUCUACAAAGCAUUCCUUAAGUGACACAGGAGGACGCCUGGGGACUUUUUAUAUAUUUGCAGAUUACGCCUUUUUGUAACAAGCAAAUGGGAUAUUGUUUAAAAAACAGCCACCUCUUUACAAUGGAACAGUUUUAUAUUCCUGUUUCUAAAUCAGCUCUUCAGUGUGAAAGAAAACACGUUUCUGUAACAGAGAGAACACAAAGGCCUGUGGAUACUCUUAAAGGACAACUAAAUCUUAACUCAUCUUGAUUGAGUGGCCUUCUUGCCAAACAAGCCAUAUAUAAAGACUGAUGGAAUCGUUAGCAAAUAAUUAGCUGCCCUCUGUCAACUCAUAGCAGUUUCUGCAUUAUUUGUGCAUUUUGGUUUAGUUCUACCUAACUUACUAUGUAGGUGUAUGUCUACAGCCGAUGACCUCAUUUCGUUUAUUUUAUUUUUGUAAUAGUCAGUUGGCAAAGCAAACUGAUUUUUUAGACUAUUUAUCUUCCUUCCCUUCCCCUCCCACCCCGCUCUCCUCUCUGCCCCCUGCCCUCCCCUCCUCUCCCUUCCCCUCCACUCCGCUGAGAAUCCUGGAGGAAUACACAAUUCAUCGUUGCACCCCCACCUCAGAGUGUAAUUGCAUUUCUGCUUGGUAGAGGCCGAGCCCAGCAAAGGUGGCUCCUUCUGAAUGUGUGGUCAGCAUCUGUACAAAUGCAUUUUAUUUGCUAUAGUUUGUAAAGCUGUAAAGUUAAAAGAGAUGAAAACCUUUUCAGCAUAAAUAUAUUUUACUUGCACUGUGUUUUUUAGCUAAAAGUGAAAACCUAGAUUAAAUAAAAUCAAAGUUGAGAAGAAUCAUCAAAAGACUGUUUCUCGGUGUGAAUCAAGUGUUGAAAAAUGGUUGGUGUAUUUUGUCAGUAAUUGUACAUAACUUUUGGCACAUGACAUAGAAAUGGCUAUGUAAACUAUAAUUAUUUUGCUAAGAGACUGUAUGCAAGCCUUGGGCCGACUUUACAGACGUCCAGAGCAAAGCCCCUUCUUUGUACCUAUUUUUUUAUUACAAAUAUACUAAUUGGUUCUUUCUAUUUUCAGAGGUUAUUGUAUGAAAUUGUCUAUUGAUAGUACUUUUAUGACUGUAAAUACUCCGGCUUUCUCCGUGUGAAUUCUCACAUUAGACUUUAAUUCGAGCGCGUGUGAACUGAACGCUGAUCAGUAUUUUUUAUCAACACCUGAGAACUGUUACACCUUUUAUUUUGUCUUUUAGGAAAUCCCUGUCUUUCCAUUUUUUCAUGUAAAUUUUGCACAGUUACUUGUUCAUAUGUAAAUAUUUUACUUUCAAAAAUGAAGUUUUUAAUUGCUAUUGUUUUAUAUAGGAUUGAAAGAAAAUUAACUCCUUUAUUAAAAACAAAUUUAUCUGUA
Pan troglodytes (chimpanzee) is the source of this 4693-nucleotide messenger RNA. RefSeq names its product TATA-box binding protein associated factor 4 (gene TAF4). Bases 72 to 3323 code for a protein of 1083 amino acids. The record is from RefSeq and is a predicted model, not a curated record. The transcript has 15 exons. Lineage: Eukaryota; Metazoa; Chordata; Mammalia; Primates; Hominidae. Gene Ontology annotation, cellular component: transcription factor TFIID complex. Gene Ontology annotation, biological process: DNA-templated transcription; transcription initiation at RNA polymerase II promoter. Gene Ontology annotation, molecular function: RNA polymerase II general transcription initiation factor activity; DNA binding; protein heterodimerization activity.